CUUUAACAGUUCGGAAUGGGUCCCUUUAAUCGCCCCGUUUCCGGUGCGGCUCAUUCAGUCCAAGAUGGCGGACCUCCUGGGCUCGAUCUUGAGCUCGAUGGAAAAACCUCCCACUGUCGGCGAUCAGGAGAGUCGACGGAAGGCCAGAGAGCAAGCGGCCAGAAUGAAGAAGAUGCAGGAGGACGAGAGGAAGAAGAAGGCCGAGUUCCGGAAGAGGAUGGAGAAAGAGGUGUCCAGUUUUAUCCAAGACAGCGCUGUUCAGAAGAAAAAGUAUAACCCCAUGAGCAAAAUCGAAAGGAGCAUCCUCCACGACGUGGCAGAAGUCGCAGGGCUGACAUCGUUCUCAUUUGGGGAAGAUGAGGAGAGCCGAUACGUCAUGAUCUUCAAGAAGGAGUUUGCUCCGUCAGAUGAGGAGUUGGAGGCGUACCGUAAGGGGGAGGAGUGGGACCCACAGAAAGCAGAGGAGAGGCGGAGACUGAGGGAGCAGGCAGCAUUGGACGCGCAGACGGCCAAUCAGACGGAGACACGGGCGGCCUCUCCCAGCUCCAACUACCGCGACAAGUACAGCCACCUGAUCGGCACCUCAGCCGCCAAGGAUGCUGCCCACACCCUGGAGGCCAAUCGGACGUACGGAUGCGUUCCUGUGGCCAACAAGAGGGACACGCGCUCCAUCGAGGAGGCGAUGAACGAGAUCCGCGCCAAGAAGCGGCUGAAGAAGGGCGAGGAAGAGGGCGGAGCCACGGGCAGCUCCUGAGCCGCGAAAGGCCUGCGCGUGUGUGUGUGUGCGUGUGUGAGAGAGAGAGAGAGAGAGGGAGAGAGAGGGAGAGAACACAGAAAGAUCAAGCUGAAGAGAGAGAGGGAAAGGAGGUGGAUGAUUUUAAGAGUUUUUAAUUCCUAAACUGUGUUAUUAUACCUCUGCCUCUUAUCAAAUCCUGCUUUUACUGGUGAGCGUAUAGCCACUGCACAUGCCAGAGAGACGAACACUGGAAGAACGCCGCGCUUCUUUAUCUGUCCCCCUCCCCUAGUCGUCAUGGUAACGUGUGGCUCCGCCCUCUUCCCGUAGAUCUGUCUGUCUGUCCGUCCCAGUUUUGUGUCCAAGCCUCUUUCUCAUUAAUUAGUUUUUAACCGCUAACAAGCGAGAGCAGCCAAGGCGAGGUCCAGGAGUGCCUGUUCUGUCCCGGGCCAGAGGGGGCAGUCUUGAAUGCUUUCAUUAGCUGUUUUUUUAAAGUAGGCUUUGAAUUCUGAUGAGUUCUUUGAGUGGAGUCAUUUUUGGAUAACUUUCGCCCGCCCGUUACUGUAGUGCGGGAAUGUUCUGAAGUAUUAUAAAUUCUUUCCAGCUGCUGUUGAAAGUACCCCCAUAUUAAAUGUAGUCGUUGGCUUGUCAGGUGACUGUCUUUUUGGUUUCUCUACAGUUUCUUUCCAGUUUAUAAGCAUUGGCAGGGUUCUAAUUGGCGUUUAUAUCGAUGUGGGAGUGGACAGCUGUGUGUCUGUGUGUGUGUGUGUGUGCGUGUGCGUGCGCGUGCGCGUGUAGACGAGAACAAAUGGUUUUCCUUUUUCUCCCUCUCGAUCUGCUAUUCCUCUUUCUCUCCCGGGACAGAAGCUGCUGUAGUGUCCGAGAGAAAAGAGGACCGAUUGAGUGGUUUGGAAUCGUUAAAACUGGAGUGAGCGCGUGAAUGGGCAGUAACGAAAAGGGUUAGGCAGAGAGAGGUCAGGAGUGAACGGGGCAGGCGCCCUGUUGGCUCAUUCAGAAACAGACAGGGAAACCUGUUCACUGUGAGGGACAGAGACGGGUGCCGCCAUUUUGGCUCCACUGUUUCCGCUCUUUUUUUAAUUUUUGAGUCGGUGGUUGUUUUGCCAUCCCUGCUCUGAAAGGCGAGGUGGUUCUCGGCGUUUUACUGUUGUGCGCUUCCUUUUACCCGAACAGUAACUUAUUGGCACAUUAUGGAGUAUUGUUUUCUGCUUGUGUGUUGUAAGAAAAGCAUUUUUGAUUGAAUAAAGUGGCUCAGAAACUGUGA
This is a messenger RNA of Anguilla anguilla (European eel), 2015 nucleotides long. It is a transcript of the gene spag7, whose product is annotated as sperm associated antigen 7. NCBI's taxonomy places the organism in Eukaryota, Metazoa, Chordata, Actinopteri, Anguilliformes, Anguillidae. Gene Ontology annotation, molecular function: nucleic acid binding. The coding region runs from base 65 to 754 and encodes 229 amino acids. The transcript has 7 exons. The record is from RefSeq and is a predicted model, not a curated record.